Messenger RNA from Linum tenue, 141 nucleotides. Lineage: Eukaryota; Viridiplantae; Streptophyta; Magnoliopsida; Malpighiales; Linaceae. The record is from the annotation of a GenBank genome assembly.
AUGAUGGAGAUUGAGUCGAUGAUUCGGAUGGCGGGUCGGGUUAGGGUGAUCCACUUCUUCACCCACUACGUGGAGAGUAAGGCCGCGUGCUGGGUUGCCAUUUAUGUCACAGAUGGAUCUAUGCUUGGCUUCCAUUGCUAG